CAUUCUAUUUGUCUCUCUCUUCAAUUUCUCUUUCUCUCUCUAACUUGCACCUAUUAGAGCGACCCUCUUCUAUCUUUCUCUCUCUACCGCGGUCUCUUUUUUCACUUUCUCUUUCUCUCUCUAUAUCCGCCCCCUUCUGUGCGGAGUGAGAAGAGGUCCCUGCAGCCUGUCGUCAUUGUGGGCAUGUCAUGGAUAUUGUCUCUUGAAAAGAGUAGAAGCAACGUAUCUGUGCAACGAUUUAUUCAGUAUUUAGUUUGUAUCCUUAUGCAUAUGAGAUGGGUUCUCGAGGAAGGCUGUUAUUUGAUCUCAAUGAGCCACCUGCAGAGGAUAAUGAUGAUAGGGAUAACGACAGGGAGGGUAUUGUCUGUAUCCAGCCCCAAAAGAUGCUCCCAUCAACCAAUCCCCAUGCGUCUGACUUAUUUGCAACAUCAACUGCUGCCCAAGGAAUAAUAAAUAAUCAUGCUUUUUCACAUGCGUCAUCUGUCUCUGGAUUUCAACCUUUUGUUCGGCCAAAAUCCACUGGUGUCCCUGAAUCGGAUGCUGAAUCAAAGAGAGCAGGAGAUCAAGAUGCAAAGGUUUCCUCUAAGUCAAGUAAAGAUGAAGAUGUUAAAGUUACAGAUUCACGGAUAUUAAGUUUGACAAAUCCUCAAUCUAUGGAGAGGGAAGAAGGGGAAUGGUCUGAUGAGGAGGGCUUUACAAAUGCUAAUGGAGGUAAUAAUGCUAAUGCAAAUGGAGGCAAUAAUUUGGCACAGCGAAGUCAAGCAUCAUCAGAAGAGCCUGUAACAUCUGGAAUGGUGGAUGGGGGUGUUGCAGUGGCUUCUGACAGUAAGUCUAGAAAUAUUAAGAGUUCUGAUAGUAUAAAUGAUGAAAAGAGUAGCCAUGCUUCUAUAGGUGUAGAAUCAAAUCCUAGUGAACAGAAAAGCAAUAGUAUUCCAAAUUCAGAUAGCAAUGUAAAAAGUGAAGCUUCUAUUGAUGCACAGGAGGAACCCACUUUAAUUCCCAAGCAAAAAGAAGUGAAAGGUAUUGAAGCAAGUCAUGCACUUAGGUGUGCAAAUAAUCCUGGGAAGAGGAAGAUUGACCAACGUAAAGAGGAAAUGUUGGGAAAGAAACGGAAUAGACAGACCAUGUUUCUUAACUUGGAAGAUGUCAAGCAAGCUGGUCCUAUUAAAACCUCAACCCCUAGAAGGCAGACUUUCUCAUCACCCAUCAUAAGUCGUACCAUAAAGGAAGUUCGCACUGUUCCUGCACAAGUUGAGCGUGUCGGAAUAUCCAAGGAUCAUAAGCUUACUGACACAUCUUCUGGUGAAGGUGGCAACCAUGCUGAAGCACAUGAACCAAAAUCUGAUUGUAAUGGUGAUACUUCUGGACCACUUGUCAGAACUAGGAGGCUAAAUAGUGAGACAGAACCUUCUACAGAGUCUAAUUUGCCACCUAUUCCAAGACAGGGUUCUUGGAAACAACUGACAGAUUCAAGGCAGCAGAAGAAUGCACUCCAUUCUAAUAGGAAGUUGGGACAGAGUGGUCAAAGCUCCAGUGAUAUCAAAUUAGGAAACAAGAAACAUCUUUCUAUCAAGAAGCAGACUCCUAUCAGCAGCCAGUCCCAGGACACAUCUGUUGAACGCCUUAUACGGGAGGUGACCAGUGAAAAGUUUUGGCACCACCCAGAGGAGACCGAGCUACAGUGUGUUCCUGGACGGUUUGAAUCAGUGGAAGAGUAUGUUAGAGUAUUUGAGCCUUUGCUUUUUGAGGAAUGUCGGGCUCAACUUUACAGUACCUGGGAAGAAUCAACAGAAACAGUGUCAAGGGAUACACAUAUUAUGGUGCGAGUGAAGGCAAAUGAGUCAAGAGAAAGAGGUUGGUAUGAUGUGAAAGUCCUUCCGGUACACGAGUUCAAAUGGUCAUUUAAGGAGGGUGAUGUUGCAAUCCUUUCAUCCCCUAGGCCUGGAUCAGUCAGAUCCAAGCAGAACAGUUCAUCUUUAGCUCAGGAUGAUGGGGAAUCAGAAAUCACUGGACGUGUGGUUGGUACUGUUAGGCGUCACAUACCCAUUGAUACUCGAGAUCCUCCUGGUGCAAUUCUACAUUACUAUGUUGGAGACUCUUAUGAUCCUAGCAGGGUUGAUGAUGAUCAUAUCAUAAGGAAACUACAAAGUGGAAGCAUCUGGUAUCUCACAGUGCUUGGUUCUCUUGCUACCACACAGAGGGAGUAUGUCGCCCUUCAUGCAUUUCGUCGCUUAAAUUUGCAGAUGCAAACUGCAAUCCUUCAGCCUAGUCCCGAACACUUCCCUAAAUAUGAGCAACAUACCCCAACGAUGCCUGAAUGCUUCACACAGAACUUUGUUGAGUAUUUGCGUAGGACCUUCAAUGAACCCCAGUUGGCUGCAAUCCAAUGGGCAGCAAUGCAUACAGCUGCUGGUACAAGUAGUGGGACAACAAAGAGGCAAGAACCCUGGCCAUUUACCCUUGUUCAAGGACCCCCAGGAACAGGAAAAACACAUACAGUAUGGGGAAUGUUGAAUGUCAUUCACCUUGUUCAGUAUCAGCACUACUACACCUCUUUACUUAAGCAUGUAGCACCUGAGAGCUACAAGCUCAAUGAUAUCAGUUCAGAGCAUGCCCCCACUGGUUCUAUUGAUGAAGUUCUUCAAAACAUGGACCAGAAUCUCUUACGAACUUUACCUAAACUGGUCCCAAAACCUAGAAUGUUAGUUUGUGCUCCGUCUAAUGCUGCCACUGAUGAGCUUCUUGCUCGUGUUCUUGAUCGUGGGUUUAUUGAUGGGGAGAUGAAAGUAUAUCGACCUGAUGUAGCUAGAGUUGGGGUCGAUUCUCAGACACGUGCUGCCCAAGCAGUUUCUGUAGAGCGUAGAACUGAACAGCUUCUUGUCAAGACUAGGGAAGAAGUUAUGGGAUGGAUGCACCAGUUAAAGAAUCGUGAAGCACAGUUGACUCAGCAGUUACAUUGUCUUCACAGAGAACUAAAUGCUGCUGCUGCUGCUGUUCGUUCUCAAGGAUCUGUUGGUGUUGAUCCUGACCUUCUUAUAGCCCGAGAUCAGAAUCGAGAUACUUUGCUACAGAACCUUGCUGCUGCUGUUGAAAACAGGGACAAGAUUCUGGUUGAGAUGUCUCGCCUUGCCCUUCUGGAAAGUAGGUUCCGUCCUGGUAGUGGUUUUAAUUUGGAAGAGGCUCGGGCUAGUUUGGAGGCCAGUUUUGCAAAUGAAGCCGAGAUAGUUUUCACAACAGUUUCUAGCAGUGGCCGCAAGUUGUUUUCUCGUCUUUCCCAUGGUUUUGAUAUGGUGGUCAUUGAUGAGGCAGCCCAAGCCAGUGAGGUUGCAGUUCUGCCUCCCCUCUCUCUUGGUGCCGCACGAUGUGUUCUUGUUGGAGAUCCUCAGCAGCUUCCUGCCACCGUUAUAAGCAAGGCGGCUGGAACAUUGAUGUAUAGUAGGAGUCUUUUUGAAAGGUUCCAACAAGCAGGAUGCCCGACAAUGUUGUUGUCUGUGCAAUAUAGAAUGCAUCCCCAAAUUCGGGAUUUCCCUUCUAGGUACUUCUAUCAGGGGCGUCUUACUGAUAGUGAAAGUGUGGCUAAAUUGCCUGAUGAGCCAUACUACAAAGACCCUUUACUAAGACCUUAUUUAUUCUAUGAUAUCAGACAUGGGCGUGAGUCUCACAGAGGUGGAUCAGUAUCUUACCAAAACAUACAUGAAGCACAAUUUUGUCUCCGACUGUAUGAGCAUGUUCAGAAAGCAGUGAAGUCUUUGGGCGUAGGAAAGAUUACUGUUGGCAUAAUAACUCCUUAUAAGCUGCAGUUGAAAUGCCUCCAGCGCGAGUUUGAGGAAGUCUUAAAUUCAGAAGAAGGGAAGGAUAUAUAUAUCAACACAGUAGAUGCCUUCCAAGGUCAAGAACGGGAUGUCAUUAUAAUGUCUUGUGUGCGUGCAUCCAGUCAUGGGGUUGGCUUUGUUGCAGAUAUACGACGAAUGAAUGUUGCCCUUACGCGUGCACGAAGGGCCCUUUGGGUCAUGGGAAAUGCAAAUGCUCUGGUGCAAUCUGAAGAUUGGGCUGCAUUGAUCAAUGAUGCAAAAUCUCGAAAUUGCUAUAUGGACAUGGACUCUCUUCCCAAGGAAUUUCUUGUGGCCAAGGGACCUGUUUACUCAUCAUUGCCUGGUAAGCCUGCCUCAAAUAUGAGGGGCAUGAGAUCAGGUGGACCAAGAUAUAGAUCAAUGGACAUGCAUAUGGAAUCCAGGUUGGGUGCACCACCAUCUGAAGAUGAUGAUAAUAUGGGUGCUCCUCCAGUUGGCUCCAGAAAUGGGAACCAUCGACCAACACGGUUUUCAAUGGAGAAUUCCUUGGAUGAUUUUGAUCAUGGGGGUGACAAAUCCAGAGAUGCCUGGCAGUAUGGUAUACAGAAGAAGCAGAACUCAUCUGGAACCAUGGGAAAGAGAGACGUAUAACCAUUCCUUAUCUGCAGAUUCUUCUGCAUCACGGGGAGAUUUGUGGACUGUUUGAUUCCUUCAUCCUGUGAUCUCCCGCUGCUGAAAGCUCUCCGGCCGCAAUAUUGGGGCUUUCGGCGAAGCUGUAUGAGCCACAAGAUUGUCAGUCUUGGAAGGGGAGAGGAGCAUGUUAUGGGGAUAAACCACCCUACUUUGUUGAAAUGCUGGUGUUUGGUUAUUACAAAUUUGUGCACAAAACUGGAUGUGUUGGGGGAAGACUGCAGACAGAUAAUUGCCAUGGAGCGAAUGGAUAAGACAAGGCAGGGCAGGGCAGGGGGGAAUGCUCAAUUUUGUAUCAGAAUGAAAGCAAGCUACAUUACAUGAUGAUUUUAGGGAUCUAAAGGGUCAACUACUGACUUUGUACAUACAAUCAUGGGUUCUCAAUCACAACAUUGUUUUAGCAAAUUGUUUGUGUUUCAUCAUUUCAUGACAAGCGGAAGUGUUUCACUUCCAAAGGAGAAAAAGGAAAUAUAGGGGUUACCCAUUUUCUUAUUUUACUUCCAAUACACCAAAAUGUGCUUGUAUGGAAACAUCUAUCAUUUAUUUAUUUAUUUAUUAAUUUUGUUGAAGA
Cajanus cajan (pigeon pea) is the source of this 5052-nucleotide messenger RNA. RefSeq names its product P-loop containing nucleoside triphosphate hydrolases superfamily protein. Gene Ontology annotation, molecular function: helicase activity. Lineage: Eukaryota; Viridiplantae; Streptophyta; Magnoliopsida; Fabales; Fabaceae. The record is from RefSeq and is a predicted model, not a curated record.